Messenger RNA from Arabis nemorensis, 732 nucleotides. Lineage: Eukaryota; Viridiplantae; Streptophyta; Magnoliopsida; Brassicales; Brassicaceae. The record is from the annotation of a GenBank genome assembly.
AUGGAGAAACUAAAAAGUAUCAAUAUCAAUUCAGUGAAUCAACUGGUGGUGAUUGGAGAGAUUCUGUUGGUAAACACUAAGUAUUUAGAGCUUCGGAUUUUAGACAACAAUUUUCACAAGCUGACAAGCAACAAAUUCUCCAAGGCCUGCAGGAACUGUUAUAAAGUCAAGGCUGAUAUAUUUGUGGAACAGGCCACUACCAAAUUCAAAGAUCUAGGUGAUCAUGGUACUCCAUUUCAGAAGAAACAGUUUGAAGCGUUGAGUAGAACAAUAGUUGACUAUGACUGUGACUCAAAUACAAACAAAACAAAGGGUGUUCUUCGUCUUCCUCUUAAGCAAAAGAAGAAGAAGCAGAAAGCAAAAGAGAAACUCGAGCAACAGGAGAAAGAGAAAUCCGCCACUGAAUUAGAGUUGUUAGAAGAUAAGUUACGUAAGUUACAAGAUGAGAUUAACAAGGAAAAGACCAGAGCAGCUGCUGAAUUAGAGUUGUUAAAACAGAAGUUUGCUGUUGAUAAAAGACAAGCCGAUGCAGAAAUACGCCAGUUAAAAGAUGACGUUAAGAAGAAAGAGGACCAAGAGGCGGCUUUAAAAAAUAAGUUUGCUGUUGAUAAAGAACAAGCUGAUGCUCAAAUAAGCCAGUUAAAAGAUGAUGUUAAAAAGAAAGAAGACCAAGAAGCGGCUUUAGAAAAUAAGUUUACUCUCCAAAACCAAGAUGAAAUAAAAUUCUAUUAG